AAAAGCGCUCUUUAAUUGCUCAAAUGACAAUAGAAACGUAAAUCUGCGAAAAACGCAUCUUACUGUCUUUGUGUCAUGCUCACUGUUUCAGAAACCACUGCUUGCUUUGCUUUGCUUUUAUUCUUCUCAUGUCACCAAACCCCCCUUUUCAGUUUGGGAUUUUUUUCUUCUUACUAACAACUGACAGUACUUCAUUGUUUGCCUCUCAAUAUCUAUCCUCCUCCUUUUCUUCUUGAUUGCUUCCAAGUACUCAGUUUUUGGUUUUUUCUUUUCUUUCUAUUAAAGUAUUCAUAAAGUUAGUUGUGGGUUUCCUUUAGAUUUGGUUCGUAUGGGAUGGGCAUGUGGGGGAUGCUUCGACUUCUCUCCUUUCUGCUGAAAAUAUUUGCCAUUGCUUCUUCUUCCCUGCCUCUUGCUUCUUCAGGUCACAGUUUACCCCCCUCUUCGGCUGCAAUUCCUGCUAUAUCUAAUGGAGCACCUUCUGAAACAGUCUCACCUACUACUUCGUCUUCACCAAAUGGAAAAAGUGUGAACCCUCCUCCGUCUGCUUUGCUGCCUUUCCAGACAGACAUUGCACCUCAAACAAUGAGAGGAUCUGCCAUGUCUGUGCAACCAAGUGGUCCUACAACAGUUCCACCUAAUGAUAUCAGUCCUCGACUGAUGACUAGACAAGACAUUGUCCCAUCUCCUCCAAUGAACUCUAAUGGCCUCGUCCAAGUGUCACCACUCAGUGGUCCUCAGAGUAAGCCUCCACGCACCAAUUAUCCUGUGGUGGCACCAGAAUCUCCAGUACAAGAUGGGUUUCCUAUAAAGAAAUCACCACCAAGCGCACCAGCUAUGCAACCAAAUGUGCCACCAAAUCGCCAUGAAAGUGGAACCCCUGACACCCCUCUUCCCAUACCAAUUGCUCCAGCACCUGUGGAGCCAACUGUAAGGGAAUUGCCACCAACUAUGCCACCAGUCGUGAUAGGAUCGGUUCCACCAAGACCUGGUGAAAAGGAAUCACCAGAGAUUUCUCUUCCGAUGCCAGCCCCUAUAGCACCAGUUGAGCCACCAUCAGUAAUUCCACCAAUUAGGCAGCCAGUCGGGAUAGUAUCCUCACCACUACCAACUCCUAAUCAGCAUAGACCACUUGACACCCCCAUAACCGUGCCGAUUGCUCCAGUUGCAGCAACCGCAGAGCCACCUUUAAGGGAACCUCUGAGUCCACCAACUUUGCAGCCAGUUGUGACGGGAUCCCUUUCACCAACUCCGAAUGGAAAUAGAAUACCAUACAAUCCCGCUCCCAUUUCAAUCCCUCCCAUACCUGCUGAGGAACCUUUAAGAAGAUCUCCACCAGCUAUGCCACCAAUUGUGAAAGGGUCUAUACCACCAAGUCCUCGUGACAACAGAACGAAUUACACUCCUCACUCUAUGCUCAUUGCUCCAGUACCAGCUGAGGAACCUUUAAGAAAAUAUUCACCAGCUAUGCCGCCAGUUAUGGAAGGGUCUACACCACCAAGUCCUCGUGAAAACAGAACGGCUAACGCUUCUCGCUCUAUGCCCAUUGCUCCAGGGACAAGUUCAACUGAACACCUCAGAAAACAAAAAAAUACACCGUCCUAUCCCUCAGUUAACCCUGCAGUAUCACCAUCUACUCCAGCUGAUAUGCCUACGCCAAUUGCAUCUCCUCCAAGCAAACUUCUAGCGUACCCUACUCCCGACCAUCAAAGACUUCCAGAAGAACCUCCAUUUAGCUCACCAGUUAAGCAUGAUGCAUCAACUCCUCUACCAAGCAUCAAUGGAGAAAGAGUAGCUGGGCCUAUAGCGGCCCCCCCUUACAGAAUGUCUAAUCAUGACAUGAAUACACAUGCAUCCCCAUCAAAAGCUCCAUCUACACACAAAAUCUCGAGGCACUCUCAGAGGCACCCUCUCGUAAAGGAGAAUGUCACUGCUGCACCGCCAUCACAUUCAGUUCCUCCACCUUCUUCAAUUACACAAGGUCCUUUAAUUGCUCCUAUGACUUCAUUUCACUCAAACUCAGAUCCAAAGUCUACCCUUAGACAUCAUAUUUCUCACCCACCAUUAAGUUCGGGGCCUCUUCCUUCCAAUAAAAUAUCCCCUUCUUGGUCUUCAGCAACGAACCCAAAGAUGUUGUUCCCACAUCCAUUUGUCUUUCCACCCCCACCGCCUAAUGAAGAUUGUUCAUUAUUGAUAUGCAUGGAACCGUUCACUGCUCCUCCACCUAGAUCUUCUUGUGUGUGUGCCUUACCGAUGCAAAUUGAGCUGUCACUUAGUGUAGCAUUAUACACUUUCUUCCCUUUAGUUUCGAAGUUGGCUUAUGAAAUUGCUUCCGGAGUGUCUAUGGAUCCUAGUCAAGUUCGCAUAAUGGGAGCAAAUGCUGCUAAUCAUUAUCCAGAAAAGACUGUUGUCUUCAUCGAUUUGGUACCCCUGGGAGGACAGUUUGAUAACACAACGGCUUUCUUGACAUUUCAGAAUUUCUGGCACAAAAAUGUCUUCAUAAAUGCCUCAUUUUUUGGUGAUUAUGAUGUAUUGUAUGUGCGAUAUCCAGGUCUGCCUCCUUCUCCACCCUCUGCGCCUUCAAAUGUUGGAAUUAUAGGUAGUGACCCAUACUCAGGGGAUAAUGCGAGGAGUAUACAUCCUCUUGGUGUUGAUGUGAGUAGAAAACGACACAGAGGCAGCUCUAAUCGGAGCCUUAUUGGAGUGAUAGUGUUGUCAGCAUGUGCUGCACUUGUAUUGUGCUGUGUUGCUGCGUGGAUGCUACUAUUCAAGCAUAGAGAUAGGGUUUUCCAAUCUGACCCUACCCCUCCAGCUACAGUUCUUUCUCUUCCAAAAUCAACAGGGAAUGCGGCCUCUGUAAUAGGCAGUCGGCCCAACUCUCCUUCGUUAUCCUUCAGUUUAAGCUUUGCAGCUUACACCGGUUCAGCAAAAACAUUCAGUUUGUCCGAAAUGGAGAGAGUAACUGAUAACUUCAACGAAACAAGAGUAGUUGGAGAAGGUGGAUUUGGGCGUGUUUUCAGUGGUGCGCUUCAAGAUGGAACAAAAGUAGCAGUCAAGGUUCUUAAGAGGGAUGACCAUCAGGGAGGUCGUGAGUUCCUGGCAGAAGUUGAGAUGCUUAGUCGGCUACAUCAUAGAAAUGUGGUUCAGUUGAUUGGCAUCUGCCUAGAGGAGCGUGCACGUUGCUUGGUUUAUGAACUUGUUCCAAAUGGCAGUGUCGAGUCUCACCUUCAUGGGGUUGAUAAAGAAAGUGCUCCACUCGAUUGGAAUGCUCGAGUGAAGAUAGCACUUGGUGCUGCUCGAGGGCUGGCAUAUUUGCAUGAAGAUUCCAGUCCACGUGUCAUACACAGAGACUUUAAGUCUAGCAACAUCCUACUAGAACACGACUUUACUCCAAAAGUGUCAGAUUUUGGUCUGGCCCGUGCGGCGUUUGAUGAAGAAAACAGACACGUUUCAACUCGUGUCAUGGGAACCUUUGGGUAUGUUGCUCCUGAGUAUGCAAUGACUGGGCAUCUUUUAGUGAAGAGUGAUGUAUACAGCUAUGGUGUUGUCCUUCUUGAGCUCCUAACAGGAAGAAAGCCGGUGGACAUGUCACUUCCGCCUGGUCAAGAGAAUUUAGUAUCUUGGGCGAGACCCUUCCUCACGACUAAAGAAGGUCUGGAAUUCAUUGUGGACGCUUCAUUGGGACCCGAUUUCCCUGUGCAUAGCAUCACUAAAGUGGCCGCCAUUGCUUCUAUGUGUGUGCAACCCGAGGUAUCCAAUAGACCGUUCAUGGGUGAGGUUGUUCAGGCUUUGAAGUUAGUGUGCAACGAGACGAAAGAUUUGGAAUCUCAAAAUUGUGAUCAAGAAAACUUAGAGGCUAAUGACGUGGAAGAUCAUGGAUCAUUGAAUCAUUUACCUGCUCGCUCCCCUCAAUCUAACUCCGAUUGUGAGGUAGAUCUUGAGCGGGGACAUUCCAUGUCCGAUCUGUUAAGUCCAUCCAUGAGGUAUGAGAUUCACUCUGGAUCGGGUAACCUGAGAACGGGCAGGGCCCGAAGAUUAUGGAGGAAUAUGAGACGAUUAUCUGGUGGAAGUGUGAGUGAACAUGGGUUCAUGUUCAGGUUAUGGCCCGCAUCUAACUGAUUUGACCUUUUUUUGUGGGGGAGGGAAGGGGUACAAAGAGGGAAAAGGCUAUGCAGUUGCAGAAGCUAUUCAUAUCAGCCAUUUUUUCGUGUGUAAAUUAAAAGGACAUGCUAGAUUCUUGAUUUUUGUUGGGCACCACUUCAGAUUUUCCAAUGGAGUCCUUGAGGUGAGAUGAGAUCUUCUAUUCCAAAACGGUAUUCCAUCUGUUAUUCCAAUGGUUAGAUUGUUGUGAUGAAUUAGCUAGCCAGAGUGAAGUGUGAAGUAGAAUAUGUUACUCGUAGAUACGUAGUAUAUAAGUUAUGACAAUUUAAUGGUUAUGAUAUCAGACGGAAUACAGUUUUGGAAUAGAAGCUCCCGUCCAUGUCAUGGUGUUGUAGAUUACGUCAUUUGAAAUGUACAUGAUGGCUUAUAUGCCAACCAGACUUUUUGUAUGUAGUAGAUUAUGGCUAUUCGUUGGAUUACUAGAAGUUCCAUUAAAUGUAACCCUUGCAUAUAGUAAAGCGGUAGAAUUGUAAGUGAG
Messenger RNA from Cuscuta epithymum, 4636 nucleotides. Lineage: Eukaryota; Viridiplantae; Streptophyta; Magnoliopsida; Solanales; Convolvulaceae. The record is from the annotation of a GenBank genome assembly.